This is a messenger RNA of Colias croceus (clouded yellow), 382 nucleotides long. RefSeq lists its product as uncharacterized. The coding region runs from base 61 to 360 and encodes 99 amino acids. The transcript is spliced from 2 exons. Lineage: Eukaryota; Metazoa; Arthropoda; Insecta; Lepidoptera; Pieridae. The record is from RefSeq and is a predicted model, not a curated record.
ACUGGUCAGUAUAAUCGGCGUCUUCACCAAGAUUGCAACCCGACUAAAUUGAAAAACACAAUGAAAUUAUUUAUCGCCGCCUGCCUUUUCGCCGUGGUCGGGUUAUCGCUAGCAGACACUGUUUUGUAUCCAAGGGGAUGUAUCUUUGUUAACGGACACUGUCAGCGCGAGUGUGAAGUAGGUACCCACGCGUAUACCACGGGCUGUGGUACGUUGCAACCUGAGCCAACUUGUGAUGACCUCCAACCGGUAGCUGGUAAGGGCAUCAUCUGCGACUUCACAGCAUGCUACUGCGACCCGCCCACUGUUAAAGACAAGGUAUCCGGCAAGUGUGUCCCAGUGGAGGAGUGCCCUAAAUGAUUGGAUUAAAUGUUUAAAUGAU